This is a messenger RNA of Oryzias latipes (Japanese medaka), 2347 nucleotides long. It is a transcript of the gene hoxa4a, whose product is annotated as homeobox A4a. Gene Ontology annotation, molecular function: DNA-binding transcription factor activity, RNA polymerase II-specific; RNA polymerase II cis-regulatory region sequence-specific DNA binding. Gene Ontology annotation, cellular component: nucleus; nucleoplasm. Gene Ontology annotation, biological process: anterior/posterior pattern specification; positive regulation of transcription by RNA polymerase II; embryonic skeletal system morphogenesis. The record is from RefSeq and is a predicted model, not a curated record. NCBI's taxonomy places the organism in Eukaryota, Metazoa, Chordata, Actinopteri, Beloniformes, Adrianichthyidae.
UCCAGAGGUUUAUGCUUUUUCUUUUUCUCUAUAUUUGAAAAACGUGUUAUCAUGUUUCCUGAAGUUCGUAUCUGUUUUAAGGUGAUCUUUGAAACAGACUGCAGCUCUCAUUUGUAGGAACUGACGUAGUUGAUUGCCAGUGUUGCCAAAAGAAAGGUUUUAAGUGUGUGCAGAAAAAGAGUUGUUUUAUGCUCAAUUGUGCAUCUUAAAAGAUAUAUCGUGUUGGUGAUUUAGGUUUGAUGCACAAUAAAGCUUUCCAGAGUGCAAGCAUGGGUGAAAAUAGACGCACGGGUUGCCAGCUCGGGCAGAGCCUGCACGCGCGCCUGGUUUGUUUUCUUUAGUGAUUUGAAUGGGUUUGUAUUACAAUUUUGAUUGCUGUAUUUGCUUUUGCCUUCCUGGUGGGUUCUCUGCUGGGAUGCAACAGAUUUCACAACAGCCGGCUUCGCCGUUUAUCAGCAGCAGCGCAUUGCUUUGUGCGCAUCUUUCAUUUUUUUUGCUGGGUUUGGCGUGCGUUCCUCCUCUGUGUUUCAGAUGUGGCGGAAAGCCCCCGCCGCAUAAGUUUUCAAGCAGAAACCAACUCAGCUGAUGACUUUUGCUUUUUAUACUGCGAUUUAAUAAAGAAAACAUCAACGUGAGCCAGUCCGAGCGGUGCUGGUGGUACCAGUGCCAUGCUUUCCAUUGGUUCCUGUUUACAUGAUGCCCACAGGACAGCCGGUGAUUGGUGGCUCCUCACACGUGACCAGGCAACUUUGUACAUUUGACAGGGAGUAGGAGGGUUUUGUGGAGAUCAGAAAAACGACAGCGCGAUAAAAAUUAGUAUUGUUGCACUUCACAAAUUAAUGACCAUGAGUUCCUACUUGAUAAACUCCAACUAUAUCGAGCCUUCCUUUCCUCCAUGCGACGAAUAUCAGCAGAGCGGAUACAUCCCCAACCAUGGCGAUUACUACGAGCGACCAAAAGAUACGGGUUUCCCUCACCACGACGAGCAAUCCUAUCCGAGGUCAAACUACACAGAGACGGGUUACGAUUACGGUAACGUCCCCACCGCCGGACUCGACGAUUUUGGCGAUGGGCACCACGCGCAGCAGCAGCCGCUUCCACAGAGCCACGGUCCGCGCCUCACCGCGGCGCCGGACAGUGGCGCAGGGACAAAUGCCAGCAAAGACUGCAGCCUCGGCAGCGAGGUUUAUCCCGGCGUGGCGAAGGGCAAGGAGCCGGUGGUCUAUCCAUGGAUGAAAAAGGUUCAUGUUAGCACCGUCAAUGCCAGUUACAAUGGAGGAGUACCCAAGAGGUCCCGCACUGCUUACACCCGCCAGCAGGCUCUGGAGCUUGAGAAAGAAUUUCACUUCAACCGUUACCUGACCCGACGGAGGCGGGUGGAAAUUGCGCAUACAAUGUGUCUAUCCGAGCGCCAGGUCAAGAUUUGGUUUCAGAACCGGAGGAUGAAGUGGAAAAAGGAGCAUAAGCUUCCAAACACCAAGAUUCGCUCCUCCAGCUCGGCCUCGUCCUCAGCCUCCGGGCCCCAGCAGCAGCAGCAGAUCAAAACAGGCCAACAGCUCGUCCCCACGCCGUGCACUGUGGGUCUAUAGUGGACAGAUGAACCCCCGAAAGGAGAAAAAAAAUCCAAGACUGAGAUGGCAAACAACACGGGUGGAGUUUGAUGGACCGAUCUUCAGUAUUUUACACUCUUGGUGUUAUCUUUGUCACCUUGCCUCUGCCAUUGGGCCCAUUUCACGUCUUUCGUACCCUUUCCCUACGGUCGUCCUCUUCAUAUAAGCUUAAAACACACAUUUAAUGGCCACCGUGGCAACUGAAGUGUUUAUAUAUUUGUUUAUAAUGAAAUAAUUCAACGCACAUUCAAAUAGAUCUGUAGAUGUUUUAUUGGGAUGAGAGCAAAGUAAGUUUCAGCUAAUUUCCAAUGUUUUCUCAGAUAAUUUGUUUCUGUUUUUAUAUAUUUUUAAAUUACUUUUGCUCACAGAAAGUUCAAAUAUACUUGAAAGUUAUUAUAGCCAGAUUUCUGCCUCAGAACCGAGCGGCUGAAUUUAGAGGCAGAGCGGGCAGUGUAGUUUAUGUGUUUGAAUGGAUUGGUUUACUGUUGAAUGUAAGUGACUUUCACAUCAAAUGUACAUAGACAAAUCCUACCUAAUGAAGGCACAAUAAGGAAAGCGUUUCGUUCACUUCGUUGGUGUUGUGAGGUCCAGUUUCAUUUGUGCUCGUGCGUCCUUUGUUGUGCUGUGUUCUAAAACUGUGAAUACGUGUAUGUGUCGUCUCAGUAAAUGGCUGUUGCAAUGUAGGCUUAGCGUAUAGGUUUAACCCUGUUCUGAUGAAAUAAAUACAUGAUCAAGGC